Molecule: messenger RNA, 1150 nt
Organism: Aspergillus homomorphus CBS 101889
Lineage: Eukaryota; Fungi; Ascomycota; Eurotiomycetes; Eurotiales; Aspergillaceae
Exons: 2
Coding region: 195-923 (242 amino acids)
Source: RefSeq, a predicted model, not a curated record
CUUUUGUUGUCCAAUUUCUCGCAUGACUUCUCACUUCGACAAUCCUCGUAUUUUCUUCCACUUUACUUUUGCCCGAUAUCAACCUGUACCACCCGAGUGACCACGGUUGUCUCCCUCGUGAAUUGGCUAUCUCUAUUGCUUGUUCUUCGCCUGGCUUCGAUUAUUGAAAUCUACCUCUGCCCCUACUUGGUCAAAUGGAUCUCUCCUCGCUUGAAGGCCCUCCCAUCGCGGAUUCUCGUUUCACUGUCUCGCUGGAGAGUUCGAAGGAAUACAUGACUGUACCACGUAUUCACCUCGAUACCGGGCUAGCUAGCGCACUUCCUCAUCGGCCUGCCUCUGCAUGCGACUCUCCCAGGUCAAAGUCGGAUUAUUGUUCAUAUGUAAUCCCACAGCGGCAAGAAUCCAGUCUCUGCCACCACUGUCAUGUCAGGAUACACUCAGCUGCGAGCCUGAGCACAUCGAGUCCUUGUGGAACAAGGCCAUCAUCAUCACCAUAUUCGACUCUCAACCUGCCUCCUCCACCACCUUCUUCAUCGUUUGCUUAUUCUCCUUGGGCAUCACGGAGUAGGAGCAUGACAGACCUCACUCUGCAGCCCACCUACGUCUCCAGCCAAUGCCCUCGUGAAUCUCCCGCGCAGCAUGCCAAUCAGCUGGUCUGGGUUGAGUCAGAAGAAUUAUGGGUCCUCAAGCCUCCGUCGCCUUCAUCGUCCGCACCGUACCUUUCCCCUUUGGCUCCUCGGCCGAUGCAAAGUGCGACUCGCAGAAGUACACACCCUGCUUCUCCAUCAGCCUUUGAUGGCUACGCUUCAGACUCGGAUUACUCCGACCAACCCCCGCCCUAUGAGCACCACAUCUACGAUCAACCGUUCGUGCCACUUCCAGAUCGAGUCAGGGAAGACGGCAGUAGCCGGAGAUCUCGCUGAUCUCGCGUUGGCUUGAGUGAAAGCCUUGUUGGAGAAGGAAGCUGUGAUUUCUUGGUUCUUUUGUCUGUACCUUUCUUGGCUUUGCUCAGUUUGGCUAUGUUUGCUGCAUCUGAAAGCGAUGAUACCCAACAUGUCUUUUUGGCUCUGUCUUUUUUUAUCUAUCUCAGCUACUUAUAUUUUACUUCUAAUGACUUGGACUAUUUUUGCGAUCGUAACACUUCUCACAU